This is a messenger RNA of Etheostoma cragini (Arkansas darter), 1307 nucleotides long. RefSeq names its product dystrotelin-like. Bases 473 to 1303 code for a protein of 276 amino acids. The transcript has 4 exons. Lineage: Eukaryota; Metazoa; Chordata; Actinopteri; Perciformes; Percidae. The record is from RefSeq and is a predicted model, not a curated record.
AGACUCAUGACAGAGAUGUUGCCCAUGAUGCAUCACUUCGAGAUGUUGCCCAUGAUGCAUCACUGCGAGAUGUUGCCCAUGAUGCAUCACUGCGAGAUGUUGCCCAUGAUGCAUCACUGCGAGAUGUUGCCCAUGAUGCAUCACUGCGAGAUGUUGCCCAUGAUGCAUCACUGCGAGAUGUUGCCCAUGAUGCAUCACUGCGAGAUGUUGCCCAUGAUGCAUCACUGCGAGAUGUUGCCCAUGAUGCAUCACUGCGAGAUGUUGCCCAUGAUGCAUCACUGCCGUCAUGCUCGUCCAAAGCUCUGCAGACGGACGACGUGACGCCGCCGCCGCAGGUUAAUGCUGCUGAAUGAUGAUGACGAUGAUGAUAUAAUAAUUAUAAUAAUGAUGAUGAUGAUAUUAAUAAUGUGUUGGUGUUUAGGCGUCUGUUCUACUCACUGAAGUCAGAAACCUGCAGAGAGACAGAUGGCUGAUGGAGCAGCAGAUGCAGGCGUUUCGGCUCACCGUUCAAUCAGAGCAGGGCCUCCUGGAGGACCGGUGCUCGGACAUGGAGGUUACAAUGGAAACGCUGAGAGAACACAACCUCCGUCUGCAGCAAACCCUCUCUCAGGCUCUGAACAAGAUGGACACUCAACAUCAAGCCGACAACAUGCUACAGAACGCCAGCACGGAGGACAGGGAGGAGAUGGCGGACAUGGAGGCCACAGAGGAGAUGGAGGACACAGAAGCCAUGGUGGACACAAAGGAAAGGGAGGGCAUGGAGGCCACGAAGGAAAGGGAGGACACAAAGGCCACAAAGGAAAGGGAGGACAUGGAGGCCACAAAGGACACAGAGAGAGAAAACUUCACGCCACCUUCAGACUCUGAGAGAAACCCAGAAGAAGAGUUUCUGAAGACGGAGGACGAGUGGAGCGAGGAAGAACUACAAACUCCCUCUCCCACAAAGCACUGGGAAGAACUACAAACUCCCUCUCCCACAAAGCACUGGGAAGAACUACAAACUCCCUCUCCCACAAAGCACUGGGAAGAACUACAAACUCCCUCUCCCACAAUGCACCAUGAAGAACUACAAGCUGUGGACAGCUGUGUGUGUGAAGCAGAGAAUUGUGGGAUGUGGAGUCCAGAGGAGCUGCUGCAGGAGACCGUGGAGAGACUGAAGACGGAGCUGCAGACAGACAGGAGGACAGAGAGACAGACAGAUGGGAGGAAGGGGGCGGAGCUUCUGCAGGCAGCCAAUCAGGUGGGAGCUUCUCUUCAGCGACUGGCGGUCGCCGUGACAACAGACACCCAGUUACGGUUAUAAGAGA